AUGUCUGUUAAGGGCCGGUCCAGUGGCUGGUGGAUUCCAUUGAUGCUACUUUGUGUUAUUUUAAUACUCUCUUCAUCCUGUGUUGCUGGUUUUUCUAGGAAUGCUCCAUUGAUAUCUUCUGCAGUUUAUAAUGAAGUGAAUGGUCUUCUAAAGUGGAAAGCCAGCUUUGAUAAGCAUAGCCAAGCUCUCUUGUCUUCUUGGAAAGGUAAUGAUCCUUGCAAAUGGGAUGGAAUUCUUUGUGAUAAAUCCAAGUCCCUCUCUUCAGUAAAUCUUGCAAAUUAUGGACUCCAAGGUACACUCCACACUCUCAACUUCUCCUUAUUCUCCAACUUACACACUCUUAAUAUAUACAACAACUCCUUUGGUGGAACCAUUCCUCCCCAAAUUGGUAACAUGUCUAAAGUCAACCGCUUGAAUCUUUCUUUAAAUUCUUUUGAUGGUCCUAUUCCUAAAGAAAUGUGGACAUUGAGGAGUUUACGUGGCCUUGAUAUUUCCAUGUGUCAUCUAAAUGGAGCCAUCCCAAAUUCUAUAGCAAAUUUGGCCAAUUUAUCAAUUCUAAAUUUAGCAAGCAACAAUCUUUUUGGUUACAUUCCUCUGGAGAUUGGGAAAUUACAGAAACUGGAAUAUCUAGAUAUUGGAUAUAACAGCCUUUCUGGUUCCAUUCCUCAGGAAAUUGGAAUGUUAACAAACCUUAGGUAUAUUGAUUUGUCACGGAACACCAUCUCAGGUACUAUCCCUUCAACAAUUGGUAACAUGAGCAAUUUAAAAGAACUUUACCUUGAAAGAAAUACCCUCUUUGGGCCAAUCCCACCCUCCAUGUGGAACCUAACUAAUUUGUCCUCGUUCUUUCUUAAUGACAACAAACUUUUCGGAUCAAUCCCUGCUUUCAUAGAAAAUUUGGUCAAUUUGGUUUUCCUUGAAUUUUAUAACAACAACUUUUAUGGACCAAUUCCUUCCACUAUUGGAAACUUAACAAAGCUCACUGGAUUAGGCUUCGGCUUAAAUAAAUUUUCUGGGUCAAUUCCUGCUUCUAUAGGAAAUUUGAUCAAUUUGGAUACCCUCACUCUCCAAGGAAACAAUCUCUCUGGUUCUAUUCCUUCCACAAUGGGAAAUCUGAUUUUGCUCACCAGGCUUGGAUUGUCCUCCAACAAACUAAAUGGAAGCAUUCCAAAGGAAAUGAAUAACAUAACCAAUUUGUAUAACGUACAAUUAUCUGACAAUGAUUUCAUUGGCCAUUUGCCACCUCAAAUAUGCAUUGGUGGGUCACUAGCAUUCUUGGCUGCCGAUAACAACCAUUUAACAGGUCCAACACCGACAAGUUUGAAGAAUUGUUCUACUCUAACUAGACUCAGACUUGAAGAAAACCAAAUAAAGGGAAAUAUAACAGAAGAUUUUGGGAUAUAUCCAAAUUUGAAAUAUAUCGAUCUGAGUGACAAUCAAUAUUAUGGCCACAUUUCACCAAACUGGGGAAAGUGCCUUAAUCUUGAUAGCUUUAAGAUAUCAAACAACAAUAUUUCCGGUGGUAUACCACCUCAACUUGUUGAGGCAACCAAUCUAGGCAGGCUUUACCUUUUUUCAAACAACUUGAGUGGGACUCUCCCCAAAGAACUAGGGAAUUUAAAAUCAUUAGUUGAGAUUAAGAUCAGCAACAAUAAUUUUUGUGGAAGCAUUCCCACAGAAAUAGGAUUGAUAAUGAAUCUUCAACACUUGGAUUUGGCAGGAAAUGAGUUUAGUGGCACAAUACCAAAACAAGUUGUGAGGUUACCAAACUUAUUGGAAUUGAAUUUGAGCAACAAUAAAAUUGAGGGGAAUAUUCCCUCGGAGUUUAGCCAAUUGCAGCCUCUUGAAUCUCUUGAUCUCAGUAGCAAUCUUUUGAGUGGAACUAUACCAACUAUAAUUGGUGAAUUGCGGCGCUUACAAUUGUUGAACCUCUCGCACAAUCAUCUUUCUGGCAUUAUUCCUUCUAGUUUUGAUGAGAUGUCAAGCUUGAUUUCCGUUAACAUUGCUUACAACCAAUUAGAAGGGCCACUUCCCAAAAAUCAAGCCUUUCUUAAGUCAUCCACAGAUUCACUGAGAAAUAAUAAAGGCUUGUGUGGGAAUGUUACUGGUUUGAUGCAUUGCCCGACCAAUCACAAAUCAAAGAUUCACAAAGUGAUGCUACUGGUGCUAUGUCUUAUCUUACCCACUUCUAUAUUUUGUGGGGUGGGAAUUUCAAUAUAUAUUCUUUGUGGAAAAUGGAGAGAAAAACAAACUCAUGUUGAACAACAAACAGGAGAAUUAUUUUCAAUAUGGAGUUAUGAUGGAAAAAUAACUUUUGAAAAUAUCAUUGAAGCUACAGAGAAUUUUGAUGAUAAGUAUCUCAUUGCGGUGGGAGGGCAAGGAUAUGUUUACAAGGUUGAGUUGGCUGUUGGUCUCGUUGUUGCAGUGAAGAAACUUAACUCUGUAACAAAUGAGGACACAUCAGAUUUUAAAGCUUUUACAAGUGAAGUUCAAGUCUUAACAGAAAUCAAACACCGUAACAUUGUGAAGUUAUAUGGAUUUUGUUCACAUUCACGAUUCUCAUUUUUGGUUUAUGAGUUCUUGGAAGGAGGUAGCUUGGAUCAAAUACUAGACAAUGAAACACAUGCAAUGACAUUUGAUUGGAAAAGGAGGGCGAAUGUUGUCAAAGGAUUGGCCAAUGCUUUAUCUUAUAUGCACCAUGAUUGUUCACCUCCUAUAAUUCAUCUUGACAUAUCAAGUAAGAAUGUUCUUCUAGAUCUUGAAUAUGAAGCUCAUGUCUCUGAUUUUGGGACAGCUAAGAUUCUGAAGCCUACUUCAUACAGUUGGAGCCCACUUGCUGGCACCUUUGGUUAUAUUGCUCCAGAGCUUGCCCAGACAAUGAAAGUGAAUGAAAAAUGUGAUGUUUAUAGUUUUGGAGUACUUUCCUUAGAGAUUCUUAUCGGAAAGCAUCCAGGAGAACUUAUAUCUUCACUAUCAUCGUCAUUGGCUCAUGAUUUACUCUUGAUUGAUGUGUUAGACAAACGGCCUCCUCAUCCAGUAAAAUCAAUUGUUGGGGAGGUCAUCGUGAUAGCAAGGUUGGCAUUUGCUUGCUUGAGUGAAAAUCCACAUUCUCGCCCAACCAUGGAACAAGUAUCUAAAGAGUUGAUGAUGGGAACAUCACCUAUAGUAGAGCAGUUCCCUAUGAUGAGACUGGAACAACUACAGUAG
Molecule: messenger RNA, 3207 nt
Organism: Abrus precatorius (Indian licorice)
Lineage: Eukaryota; Viridiplantae; Streptophyta; Magnoliopsida; Fabales; Fabaceae
Product: MDIS1-interacting receptor like kinase 2-like
Exons: 2
Coding region: 1-3207 (1068 amino acids)
Biological process (GO): protein phosphorylation
Molecular function (GO): protein kinase activity; ATP binding; protein binding
Source: RefSeq, a predicted model, not a curated record